GCCCCCUGAUCUGUCUAUCCUAGGCCUGCCCUGAUGCCCACCUGACCUGUCACCACGGUAUCUGCCUUGGCACAUCCUGCCAGGUCUCAUCCCAUGGCAGCCUUGCUUCACCCUCACCUGGGGCUCAGCCACUUUUUCCGUUGACUGCUUUGGCCUAAUGAAACGAACAAGUGCCACUGGGCAUAGAGGGCUCUGUCGGAGAACGGGGCAGUACUUCAAGCACCAGCUUCUGGACAUGGCUUUGCGCUCCACUGGCUGUGGCCCGUACAGGAAGCCCCUUGUUUGGCAAUAUGGUCUCCGGCACCAGGAAUGCAGUGUUAAACACAGAGGCCCGCACUGUAGAGGCGGACGUGUUGAGCCGCCGCUGCGUGAUGAUGCGGCUAGUGGAUUUCUCGUAUGAGCAGUACCAGAAGGCUCUCCGCCAGUCAGCUGGGGCCGUGGUGAUCAUCUUGCCCAAGGCCAUGUCAGCGCUGCCGCAGGAUGUUGUCAGGCAAUUCAUGGAGAUAGAGCCAGAAAUGCUGGCCAUGGAAACCAUUGUGCCGGUCUAUUUUGCAGUAGAGGAUGAAGAGCUGCUCUCCAUCUAUGAACAAACACAGGUUGCUUCUACAUCACAGGGUUCAGCUUCAGCUGCUGAAGUUCUGCUGCACACGGCGACUGCCAACGGCUUCCAGAUGGUUACGAGUGGGGCUCAGAGCAAAGCUGUCAGUGACUGGCUCAUAACCAGCCUGGAGGGGAGGCUGACUGGUCUGGGAGGAGAGGACCUGCCCACCAUUGUAAUAGUUGCCCAUUAUGAUUCUUUCGGAGUGGCCCCAUGGCUGUCUCAUGGUGCAGACUCCAAUGGCAGUGGCAUCUCUGGGCUACUGGAGCUAGCCAGGCUCUUUUCUCGACUCUACACCUACAAACGUACCCAUGCUGGGUAUAAUCUGUUGUUCUUUGCAUCUGGAGGCGGUAAAUUUAACUAUCAAGGAACCAAGAGGUGGUUGGAAGACAACUUGGAUCACACAGAUUCCAGUUUGCUGCAGGAUAACGUGGCGUUUGUUCUGUGCCUUGACACCCUGGGUAGAGGGAACAGUCUUUACCUCCACGUCUCAAAACCUCCCAAGGAGGGGACCCUGCAGCAUGCUUUUCUAAGGGAGUUGGAGAUGGUGGUCGCGAGCCAGUUUCCAGAAGUGAAAUUCUCCAUGGUGCACAAGAAGAUAAACCUGGCUGAGGACAUGCUGGCAUGGGAGCAUGAGCGUUUUGCGAUCCGCCGCCUGCCUGCAUUCACCAUCUCCCACCUGGAGAGCCACAGGGACGGCCUGCGCAACAGCAUCAUGGACUUGAGGUCACGAGUUGACUCUAAGACUCUAACCCGUAACACCAGGAUCAUUGCUGAGGCAUUGACUCGGGUCAUCUACAACCUCACUGAGAAGGGGGCGCCUGCUGACCUGCAGAUCUUCACAGAGCAGAUGCAGAUCCAGCAGCAGCAGCUGGAGUCCGUGAUGGACUGGCUGACCAGUCAGCCCAGAGCGGCCCAGCUUGUAGAUAAAGACAGCACCUUCCUCAACACCUUAGAAUAUUACAUGAGCCGCUAUCUGAAGGAUGUCAAGCAGCAUCAUGUGAAGGCAGAUAAACGGGACCCUGAGUUUGUUUUCUACGACCAGUUGAAGCAAGUGAUGAACGCAUACAGGGUCAAGCCAGCAAUCUUUGACCUGCUCCUGGCUCUCUGUAUAGUAGCCUACCUCGGAGUUGCCUAUGUUGCAGUCCAGCACUUUGGUCUCCUUUACAGGACGGUACAGAGGUUAUCCCUUAAAUCCAAGCAGCAGUGAAGUGACAAAUCACCAACCCAUCGAGCAGCACUGAGCCACCGGUGAACCCAGCAGGAGCAUCUGCCUUCCACUGGCUCCUGCCAUUUCUCCCUCUCUCCUCUAACCCUCCUGGAGGAAAGCAGAGAUUAACAGAACUUCCAACUCUUGUGCACCUUCUUUAGGUCUCCCCCCAACUUGCCCAUUUUCCUUCAUUUUGUGGCGAGGGAGACGUGCAGAGACUUGGUCAAUCCCUGCAGAUUGUUUAAACACUGAAUGGCUGAUGUAAAGUUUCCGCCGAACAAGAAGUUUCUGUAAGUGUGAAGGUGCUGAACCUGGUUUCACAGACAUGUGCCAUACAACCAGCUUGGAGGCUGAAUCCACGGGGCGAAGGGACGGACAGCUCUGCCCACCCAACUGGACUCAGAGCACUCGUUUUUUUUUUUAAAAAAAUGUGCACAUGUAAAUUAAAAGAUAAUUAUUA
This is a messenger RNA of Terrapene triunguis (Three-toed box turtle), 2268 nucleotides long. It is a transcript of the gene NCLN, whose product is annotated as nicalin. The transcript is spliced from 15 exons. Lineage: Eukaryota; Metazoa; Chordata; Testudines; Emydidae. The record is from RefSeq and is a predicted model, not a curated record. The coding region runs from base 291 to 1808 and encodes 505 amino acids. Gene Ontology annotation, cellular component: endoplasmic reticulum membrane. Gene Ontology annotation, biological process: regulation of signal transduction.